This is a messenger RNA of Saccostrea echinata, 4051 nucleotides long. RefSeq lists its product as uncharacterized. Lineage: Eukaryota; Metazoa; Mollusca; Bivalvia; Ostreida; Ostreidae. The record is from RefSeq and is a predicted model, not a curated record. Gene Ontology annotation, cellular component: ciliary inversin compartment. Gene Ontology annotation, molecular function: protein binding. The transcript has 27 exons. Gene Ontology annotation, biological process: protein localization to ciliary inversin compartment. Bases 144 to 3386 code for a protein of 1080 amino acids.
CGAGAAAGCAAAUCAUUGGAAACAUCUAGGUUGUUUACAAAUGGCGGAAAGGGAAAGAUUAUCGUAAAUCUAAACAAAAUUGACGAUUUAAUGCAUUUCUGGAAAAAAUAAUGUAGUUGGGUUGAUCUUUUUGGUUUUCCACCAUGUCUUUAAGAACAAGAAUCAAGGGUUUUACAGCAUGGGUGAACCUGCGCCUUAUGCCCUACGACCAUUUACUAAACAAUGUUAUAAUGGAUCUGCUAACAGGAACACACAUGAAAUAUCUCGUGGAGAGCAUUACUGGCUAUGAUAUCAAAAGACUGGAGAGCUUUGAUGACCUGUCACAGCAGCAGAAACAAACCAGGGUAGACUGGAUAGUGGAUGAGCUGAAGAAAGCAUCUGUUUUGCCGUCAGAUGUUCAUGUGGACACUCGGCUGUUUGCCAUGAGAAGUGCUGACCAGGUUUUUGACCUGCUGUGGAGACUGAUCAGUCAUGACAUCUGGUUUGUGUGGGAGAGGGCUGAGUACCUCCAGCAGUUGGACGAGGAUGUUCUUUGUCAGGUCCCCUUCAAGUGGACACCCGAGCCGCCGCCGGUUAAAAAGAAGAAGAAGCAGCAGAAGAAAUCUCUGCUCUCUGGUUUUGGAGGAGCAGGGUCUCAGGAUGAACUAGAUGAGGAAGAUUUGGCUGACUGGAUCAAGUGGCCAAAUGCUGACUAUGUCAAAAACUUCAAAAAGAAGAAAAGGGAUUUUGGAGAUUAUCCCAGCCCUGAUGACUGUAUACUGGAGAUGGUUAACUAUCAACUUAAGACUGUCAAGGAUGGGAAAAACCUGAAUUGUCAUUCCAUAGAUGACCUUGUAGAUAGCCGAGUGCUGUGUGCUCUAGUCAACUCCUUUGUACCUAACACAUUUACCUCUGACCUGCUCCUGAAUGAUCGGUGGACAAUUAUCUUGGCACUGAAGACUGCAGAGAGAAUGUUUUAUGCUGACACACCAUUUGAUUCAGAAGAUUUGGUUGAGGCAGACCCAAUGGCAGUGUGUUCAUACUUUUGUUUUUUCUUUAUGAUGGCCUACAAAUUUCGUCAAUGUCGAGCUGUUGUCAACAGAUUUGAAUUUAUUGGCAUGCUCAUCAGAGAGGCCCAGCAUGAGAUAGACAAGUUUGCACCAAUAGUGGCUAACAUGCAGGAACUACAGAGGAGGAAAGAACUCAAGAAUGAGAUUGAAAUGCACAGACAAGCCCAGGAUAAAAUAAAGAAGAAGUUUGAUGUAGAUUAUUGUAAAAAAUGGAUGCAGCAUAUUGAACAUGCCAAGAGUGAGGUUCGACGCUCUAUUAGAGACAAAAUGAGAAGCCGAUUUGAUAUUAUUACGAUUCCUAGGAAUAUCACCGUCAAUGACCUGUGUUUGUCUUUUGUCAUCAAUCUGAGUUUGACAAAUGGCUCUGGGUUUUAUGAAGUAACAUCAAAAGAAGUUUGGACGGAGGGGAGGAAAAUCGUCAUCAAAAACAAAGAGACGGGGGAGUUUACUGAUGACUUCAGUGGGGUCAACAAAGGACCAAGUGUAAAAGAGCUGCUGAAGCUACCAGAUGCUGGGGUAAUUGAGAUUAUGCCUGGAGAUCACCCAGAGUAUGAGAUUUUCCUGGAGGCACCAAGUCGUAACAAACAAUUGAAGGCAGGGAUCAAGUUUCUGUACCAGGUGUUCCCUGGGAACACGGGAUCCUGGCAGCGUCUAUUUAUCAAAUCCGCGAGGGAUAACGAGUUUGAGACCGUGGAGAAGAUGAUCAUUUUCUUUCAGAGUCAUCCACAGUUCAUCAAUGCUAAGGAGCCUAAAUCAGGAAACACUGCACUACACUGGGCCUGCAGGAAUGGACAUUUUGAAAUAGCCAGGCUGUUGAUGGAGAAUGGUGCCAAUAUUGAUAGUAAAAACAUUCUGAAAAACACCCCACUGAAUGCUGGGAUUGAGGGCCUACAGAGAAAAAUAUGUCAUUAUCUAAUAGAAUGGGGAUGUGAUGUUCACUUUAAAAACACCAAAAAUCUGACACCAUUUGAGACAGUAAAAAAUGAUGAAUUUAAGAGAUACCUGAUAGAACUGUAUGAAUUCUACUCGGCUGUUGUUCCUAGGAUUAUGAGUGGAGACAUGAAGUUAAUGGACCGUGUCAUUAAAGACCAUGCUACUGGAGUCAAGGAACUCUGUUGUCUGCGGAGCAGAUGCAUAAAUGGUAGCACCUUGCUCCAUACUGCUGCCUACUAUGGACAUAAAAAUGCCAUCCGGGAACUUCUGAGGCUGAGGAUGGACAUUAAUGUACGAGAUUACAAGGGAGCUACUCCAUUACACAGAUCCAAAAACACAGAAAUCAUGGAGCUGCUACUAGAUGCAGGGGCCCUGGUUGAUGCUGAGGAUGUAGAAGGGAACACCCCCCUUCACGUCAAGUGUUAUGGAGAGAGUGGCAAGCCAUCAGACAUGACUAGUAUAGAACUUCUGCUGAACAAAAAUGCCAGUCUCAGUAAAAGGAACUCUAGGGGUCUUUUACCAAUUCAUUGCUGUGCCAUGCAGGGUCGUAUUGAUGUGAUGCGAAUGAUGAUGCGAUAUGACCAUGAUGGAUUCAUGGCUAAAGCCAUCGCAGGAGAGGAGUCCAACAAACCUCCUCCUAGCCUGCUUAACCUCGCCAUCGCUAACGACUUCACAGAAUGUGCACAGUGGCUUUUGGCAAAUGGGUUUUACUUCAAGGAGAAGGAACAGGACAUACUGAUGAGAAGAAUUCUGACAGAACAAAUCAUACUAAAAGACAGUCAGGAUGCAGUGAAGUUUUUGUUGGACAAUGGAGCAGAUGUAAACCCCAGAUACUAUCCAGGAAACAACUCAGCUCUUCACUAUGCUGCCAGUUUGAGUGGAGAGGCAGACAUUUUAGAGUUACUACUGAAGUAUGAUGCCUCAGUGGAUUCCAUUAAUGAUGAGGGGGAGACACCAUUGUUUUUUGCCACCAAGUCCAAUAACCAGUUUGCUGCUUCUACUCUCAUAGACCGCAAAACUAACUACAGGCAUAAAAAUAAUAUGGGUCAGACUGCCUUUGAUUACAUAAUAGAUUAUGAUGAAUGGAUUGAAUGUGGAUAUUUUGAUGAUGAAAUCAAAGCAAGACUAAAAGCAUACAAUCUGAAGCACUCAAGAGAUCUAGUCAGAGCCAUAUCUAAAAAGGUAAAAACCAUUCCGUACCACCCUCUGCGACCUAGAUAUCCCUCCAGUUUGGGGACGUCACUGACUCCCUCAGCCUCCCCACUUCCCCUGACCCCCACCAUCAUGCCGUCCUCCUCCCAUCUGACUGCUGAAACAUUUGAUAGAGUCAGUGGUAUACUCCCAGCUAUAAAUAGACGGACCUCUGUUGCUGUGGGUUACUUAAUGAACAACCAAACUCUUUGAGGAACUGUGGGACUUUACAAAAUCACCUCUAUUAUUAUUUAUAUUCUCAUUUUUCUGGAAUAAUAGUAUAUAAUGUGUUGGUUUUUUUGUUUUUUCACAUAUAAAAUGAGUAAGAUGAAAUUUUUGAGUUAUUUAUGAAUGUGAAAACCUUUUUCUUUUUGAAUGGUCAUUUCAAGAAACACUUUGUUCAUGUAUUGAUGAGUGCAUGUUGUUGCUGGACAGCUUGUUACUAGGUUUAUAAACAUAUGUAUGCAAGAAAAUAAUGUAAUUUAUGUAUACAACUUCAUUUUGUGUGUAUGUUUGCUACAGUUUGAGAUUUAGUUGUCAUUCUGUACAUUAUUCAUCACUGAAGUAGACAGUUUAUCCUAUGUUUUGUACUAUAUACUAACAGAAUCUCUCCCUUUAGUCCCACUUUUUUGAUAUUUUGUUGGAAUAAUAUCACAAAAAGCUAUAUUUCUUUUAUUAAAAGUUCUGUAUGAACAUUUUUCUUGUUCUGCCUGGAAAAACUGCAGCUGACUUGAUAAAAUGUAAAUUGGAGAUUACCAAUUAAGGUUUGGCAAAAUAUAAGAAAUUGAGUAGAAAGUAUUCCUUUUGAGAAUUAGAUUAUAUGUUUCAGUGCAGUAAAGUGUUUAUGAUGAAAACUGUACAGUUUGAUCGUUUGUUUG